Pochonia chlamydosporia 170 is the source of this 888-nucleotide messenger RNA. RefSeq lists its product as hypothetical. The record is from RefSeq and is a predicted model, not a curated record. The transcript has a single exon. Lineage: Eukaryota; Fungi; Ascomycota; Sordariomycetes; Hypocreales; Clavicipitaceae. The coding region runs from base 1 to 888 and encodes 295 amino acids.
AUGAGCUUCGCGUCAUUGCCACCGGAAAUACGUCUAGCCAUCUGGGACCUCUGUAUCCCACGAUGUUUGCGAACUACAAACGAAAGUUUGCUGACUAUCCAGCAGUCUAAUCAGGUUAAACAUCACGUUCCUGGUGUCUGUGGCCCACCGCAAAUAGCUCGAGUCUGUCGAGAAGCUCGAAAGGUUGCCUUGAAAGAUGGACGGUAUUACGACAAUAUCACCGAUUUCCACAAAGGCAGAACAUGGAUCAAUUGCCCCCGCGACAUCAUUUACAUUGACGGGCUGUUCAAACCAAGUUUAGCAACUCACAGAAACCAUGUCAUGAGCGUGGCAGCUGCAGCCCCGGCCGUCGCACUUUAUAUUCCAUGGCAUCGCCGGCGACCAGGUCGCGCCUUUCAUUCUGGUUUCCUCAUAAAUGAUCAUCUCGCGCAUCUCAUCGUUUGCGAGGACCAGUUCAAAGUGGAAAUGACGUAUGAGCAGGCAAUUGAACUGGGGAUAUUUGGGUUGUGGGCGGAGAAUAGAUUUGCCAUGGUGAAGCCGGGAGAAGUACAAAUGCUGGAUAAACUGGCCAAUUUUCAACCAGUUUAUCAGAAAACGAACUUCCAAAAUGGCCUUUCGCAGCACCUUCUCGGAGAGGCUCCUGCUCUAGCAGCUUGUUCGUCUACGGUGCGAACUCGUGCUGUUCGCAACAUGGUUGAGGACUUGUGGCUGCAGUGUUUCAUGAUGGAUAACAAGGACGCGGAUGGGAAGAUGGAUGAGUCGCCUCUCAUUAUUGCACCUGGUGGAGUUUUGGAGGGAUUCCGCCGAGAGCAUACUUGGGUGAGAGAGACUUUGAAGGCUAUGCCGAAGAUUGAACUUGUUUUGGUGUUUCAACUGUUAGUUUGCUAG